AUGUACAUACACACAGACACAUUUACACACACAGAGACACAUGUACACAGACACAUGUACACACACAUACAUGUACAUACACACAGACACAUGUACAGAUACACACAUGUACAUACACACAGACACACACACACCCCCCAUAAAAAGUUGCAGUACUUCGUUGUUCACUCACAGAUCCGGGUACUGCACUCUAGGGAGAGGCAGAGAGCACAGCACACACUCCUUACUUUGCUUUCACUGCAGCUAUUGAGCAGUCUGAAGGCUCCCAGUGCCAAUAACAGAUCUGGCCUGAGCUCCGAGCCUGCUCAGCAAGACAGCCCUGGGGGACACACUCGCCCCCACCAUAAUUUCCACUCGCCAUUGGUGAGAAGGCGAGUGGAAAUUUCAAGCCUUGGUAUA
This is a messenger RNA of Staurois parvus, 399 nucleotides long. NCBI's taxonomy places the organism in Eukaryota, Metazoa, Chordata, Amphibia, Anura, Ranidae. The record is from the annotation of a GenBank genome assembly.